This is a messenger RNA of Sesamum indicum (sesame), 728 nucleotides long. NCBI's taxonomy places the organism in Eukaryota, Viridiplantae, Streptophyta, Magnoliopsida, Lamiales, Pedaliaceae. The record is from RefSeq and is a predicted model, not a curated record.
CAUCAACUAUGGCUUCUUCAGCCGUUUAUGUGUGCAGUGCAAUUCUGCCGCGCAACAAGUCCAAAUUUUCUCAGUCUUUUCAACUCAGAGCCCAUUACUACGAGAAUGAAGGGAGAUCAAGAAACAUGGUGGAUGCGAAUUUAAGGGUUCUGAGGGAGAGGAUAGAAGAUAUCAAGAACAGGGAGAGGCUGGAGAGAUGCUGCGUGGCUGAGCCCGGAUGGAAUUAUACGCCAAUCCACAACAAUUACAUCAAACCUAAAAGAGACCGAAUUUCGCGACGGUUUCUUCAACUUAUGCUCGAGGUUGGGGGGACUCUCGGCUUCACCGUUCUCAGUUGCAGUUUCUGCCUCUACGCUAUUUCCCUGUUACUUCAUUCCAAUUAAUGACUUGCCACGCGAUCAACCGAUAGGUUGGGAAUUCAAAUUUGAUCGAACUAAACCAAUCACAUAACAAUACGCUUGUUAUAUGAUUUAUCACUUUUUUCUUAGCUAUACACCAAUUGUAUCAUAAGUAUAUUACGCUCGUCAUAUUAUUGAUCCAUGUCCCCAACACUCCAUCCUGUAUUGUACUCGGACAAAAUUAACGACUUCCUACCACCUCUGUACAAACAACUCAUGUUAGAACAUGACAAUUUGUAUAAUCACACACUCACACACAAUUUAUUGUUAUAUAUAUUUGUGCCUAGCUUGAAGAAUUAUAUGUUGAGAACCCGCACAUACUUAGUUCAU